AUGGCCCCACUUCUGAGCUGCCCCCGGGACCCCUGCUGGGCGCGGCCGACACAGCCGCCCUUCGCUGCCCGGGGCCUGCAGCCUGCGCCCUCGCUGGGCGCGGACGGCCGCGAUCUUGGGCCUGCGGGAAGGGCCGCGCGCCUCGCCGGCUCCUCCUCAGCGCGCCUCGCCGGCUCCUCCUCAGCGCGCCUCGCCCGCUCCUCAGCGCGCCUCGCCGGCUCCUCAGCGCGCCUCUCCGGCAUGGCCCUGGGCGCGGGCGCGGGGCCCCCGGAGGACGAGGCGGAGGCCGAGGCGCUGGCCCGCGGCGGCGCCCUCGAGGCGUUCGGCGAGAGCGCGGAGGCGCGCGAGCUGCUCGGCGGCCUGCGCGCGGCGUGCGGGGACCGCGCGGCCCGGGAGGGGGCCCUGGAGCGGUUCCGGGCGCUGAUGGACAAGUACCAGGAGCAGCCGCACCUGCUGGACCCCGACCUGGAAUGGAUGAUGAACCUGCUGUUGGGUCUGGUGCAGGAUGAGACCUCUCCAGCCGACCUUGUACAUCUGGCUUUUAAAUUCCUGUAUAUCAUCACCAAGGUUCGAGGCUACAAGACAUUUCUUCGUCUGUUUCCUCAUGAAGUAGCUGACGUCCAGCCUGUUCUAGACAUGUUUGCAAAUCAGAGCCCUAAAGACCACGAGACUUGGGAGACCCGCUACAUGCUGUUGCUCUGGCUCUCUGUCACCUGCCUGAUCCCUUUCGACUUCUCACGCCUUGAUGGGAACCUCAUCGCCCAGCCUGGACAGACGCGAAUGUCCAUAAUGGACCGCAUCCUCCAGAUAGCUGAGUGCUACUUGGUUGUCAGUGACAAGGCCCGAGACGCAGCUGCUGUCCUCGUGUCCAAGUUUGUCACGCGGCCGGACGUCAAGCAGAAGAAGAUGGCGAGUUUCCUGGACUGGAGCCUGUGCACCCUGGCCCGCUCCUCUUUCCAGACUAUUGAGGGGGUCAUUGCUAUGGACGGGACGCUGCAGGCCCUGGCACAAAUAUUUAAGCACGGAAAACGUGAAGACUGUUUGCCCUACGCUGCCACUGUGCUCCAGUGCCUGGACGGGUGCAGACUCCCCGACAGCAGCCAGACUCUGCUUCGGAAACUUGGGGUGAAGCUCGUGCAGCGACUGGGCCUGACCUUCCUGAAGCCCCGGGUGGCCAAGUGGAGGUACCAGCGUGGCUGCCGCUCGCUGGCUGCAAACCUGCAGCUCCCGGCCCAGCAUCAGAGCCCACCGGCCGUGCAGGCCCCGCCUCUCGGCAGCGAUGAUGGCAAGGAUGACGAGGACAACGUGCCCGAAGAGGUGGAGAGUGUGAUAGAGCAGCUGCUGGUUGGCCUGAAGGACAAGGACACCAUUGUCCGGUGGUCUGCAGCCAAAGGAAUUGGCAGGAUGGCGGGAAGGCUUCCCAGAGAGCUGGCGGACGACGUGGUUGGGUCCGUGUUGGAUUGUUUCAGCUUCCAGGAGACAGACAACGCCUGGCACGGUGGGUGCCUGGCGCUGGCGGAACUGGGCAGAAGAGGCCUGCUGCUCCCUUCUCGGCUGGCGGAUGUGGUCCCCGUCAUCCUGAAGGCGCUGGCCUACGACGAGAAGCGGGGCGCCUGCAGCGUGGGCACCAACGUCAGGGAUGCCGCCUGCUACGUGUGCUGGGCCUUCGCUCGCGCCUACGAGCCACGGGAGCUGGAGCCCUUUGUGGCCGCCAUUUCCAGUGCCCUGGUGGUUGCCGCGCUGUUUGACCGGAACGUGAACUGCAGGCGGGCCGCCUCCGCCGCCUUCCAGGAGAACGUGGGGAGACAGGGCACUUUCCCUCACGGGAUCGACAUUCUGACCGCAGCUGACUACUUUGCUGUUGGCAACAUCUCCAACUGCUUCCUCGUCAUCAGCACGACCAUCGCGGGCUUCACCGAGUACACGCGGCCCAUGAUCGACCACCUGCUGACCAUGAAGAUCGGCCACUGGGAUGGGAUCAUCAGAGAGCUGUCCGCCAAGGCGCUGCGCAACCUGACCCCCCAGGCGCCCGAGUACAUGGCCACUCACGUGCUCCCGCACCUGCUGUCCCUGACGCACAGCUCCGACCUGCACACGCGGCACGGGGCCCUGCUGGCCUGCGCCGAGGUCACCAGGGGCCUGCACAUGCUGGCGGCACAGGAGGGCAGGCCCCUUGCCGCCCACCUGGAUGAGGAGGUCAUGGAGGGCCUGAGGCAGACCCACCAGCAGCUCUUCGACCGCCAGCUGUACAGGGGCCUGGGAGGCGAGCUCAUGAGAGCCGCAGUGUGCGUCCUGAUAGAAAGCUUGUCGCUCUCCGGCCUGCCCGUCAAGGAUGGAGCCGUGGUCGGGGGCUGGCAGUGGCUCAUCCACGACACACUGAGGAAUCUCCAUCUCGUUUCCAGUCACUCCCGACAGCAGAUCAAGGACGCGGCCGUCGCUGCCCUGGCCGCCCUCUGCAGUGAGUACCACCGCACGGAGCCCGGGGCCCCCAGGCAGGAGGCGCUGGUGGAGCAGUACCUGGCGGAGCUGCGGAGCCCGGAGGAGACGACGCGCUGCGGCUUCUCGCUGGCCCUGGGCGCCCUCCCCGGCUUCCUUCUGCGGGGCCGGCUGCAGCAGGUCCUCGCAGGCUUGGGGGCUGUCACCCACAUCUCUCCCGCGGACGUGAGUUUCGCAGAGGCCCGGCGGGACGCCUUGAAGGCCAUCACUAGGGUCUGCCAGACUGUCGGCGUGAAGGCAGAAGGGCGCCCGGCUGAGGCCCUGUGCCAGGCGAACGUGCCGCAGGUGUACCGCACGCUGCUGGCCUGCCUGCAGGACUACACCACCGACAGCCGCGGGGAUGUGGGCGCCUGGGUCCGUGAGGCCGCCAUGACCAGUCUGAUGGACCUGACGCUCUUGCUGGCCAGGGACCAGCCUGACCUGAUCGAGGCCAGCGUCUGCGAGCAGGUCAUGGCUGGCCUGGCCCAGCAGGCCAGUGAGAAGAUCGACCGGUUCCGCGCACACGCUGCCCGCGUGUUCCUGCGGCUGCUGCACCCCGACGGCCCCGUGCCCCACGUGCCCCACCGCGAGGAGCUGGAGAAGCUCUUUCCCAGGUCGGAGGUGGCCGCUGUGGACUGGAGCGCCGCCUCCCAGGCCUUCCCACGCAUCACUCGGCUCCUGGGGCUGCCCGCCUACCGCUACCGCGUCCUGCUGGGGCUGGCCGUGUCUGUGGGUGGCCUGACGGAGUCCACGGUCCGGCACUCCACCCAGAGCCUGCUGGAGUUCACCAGGGGCCUGCAGGGCGACAUGCAGGCCCUGGACAGCUUUGCAGGGACCCUCCUGCAGGUGUUUGAGGACAACCUCCUGAAUGACAGGGUGUCCGUGCCGCUGCUGAGGACACUGGACCAGAUGCUGGCCAACGGCUGCUUCGACACCUUCACCUCGGAGGAGGACCACCCCUUCUGCGUGAAGCUGCUGGAGCUCUGCAGGGAGGAGACCAAGAAGUCUAAAGAUGUCCAGAAACUCCGGUCGAGCGUGGCCGUGUUCUGUGGGAUGGUGCAGUUCCCUGGCGCCGUGCGGAAGAAGGUGCUGCUGCAGCUGUCCCUGCUCCUCUGCCACCCCUUCCCCAUGAUCCGGAAGACCACGGCCAGCCAGGUGUAUGAGAUGCUGCUGACCUAUGGGGACGUUGUGGGGGUGGACGUGCUGAAUGAGGUGCUGACUGUGCUCAGCGACACGGCCUGGGACGCAGAGCUCCCGCUGGUGAGAGCCCAGCGCAACCGCCUGUGUGACCUCUUCGGUGUGCCCCGACCUCAGCUGGUCCCCAAGGUAACCACAUCCCCACAGGCUGCAUGGGGACCUGGGGACCUGCCCCACGGUGCCUGCACCCCCAUCUGGGUCCUUCCACCCGCCCUCUGCCAGGGCCUUCGGUGCUGGCUGGGCUUCCUGCUACGCCAUGUGGGGAGAGCCCUCGACACCCCGUGCCAUGCCAGCCUCAGCCACCUCCCACCUGGGGGCUGCCCCCCCAGCCAUUCCCCAUGGCCUGACAUCUGCUCAGAGCUGUGGUUCCCUGAAGUCAGGGCUCUGGCGCCUCUUGUGGUGCGUAUGGUCACCACGUGGUGCCCCGGGCAGAGGGGCAGGCCCCCUGGCUGUCCAGUCUCCAGCCUGUGGGCUCUGCCACAGGUGAACCCAGCACUGCCCCCCAUCCUGUUCCCACUGGCGAUGUCCCUCUGGACACGGGCUGGACCGUGGCUCUGGACAGACCGAGGCAGGCGUGCCUUCUGCUCAGCAGCCUAGCCUGCCCCUCGGCCCCGCUGGCGCUGGGGACAGCUUCCUGCAUGGGCUUG
Talpa occidentalis (Iberian mole) is the source of this 4319-nucleotide messenger RNA. It is a transcript of the gene TBCD, whose product is annotated as tubulin folding cofactor D. Gene Ontology annotation, molecular function: GTPase activator activity; beta-tubulin binding. Gene Ontology annotation, cellular component: lateral plasma membrane. The record is from RefSeq and is a predicted model, not a curated record. Gene Ontology annotation, biological process: bicellular tight junction assembly; post-chaperonin tubulin folding pathway; adherens junction assembly. NCBI's taxonomy places the organism in Eukaryota, Metazoa, Chordata, Mammalia, Eulipotyphla, Talpidae.